Messenger RNA from Phycomyces blakesleeanus NRRL 1555(-), 417 nucleotides. RefSeq lists its product as hypothetical. The coding region runs from base 1 to 417 and encodes 138 amino acids. The record is from RefSeq and is a predicted model, not a curated record. The transcript is spliced from 3 exons. Lineage: Eukaryota; Fungi; Mucoromycota; Mucoromycetes; Mucorales; Phycomycetaceae.
AUGCCUAACAGCCAGCCGAAAAUCCUACCGUCGUCCUCCAAAAUUUCUCAAAUAAUAAUCAUAGAAAUAGGAAUAGAAACAGGAAUAGAAAUUGACAAGACAGUUACGGAUAGUUUAAAUUUGGUAUUGCUUAAAAAGAAGUACAGCUCUAGCAAUAUCCACAGUAUACAUUUUAAUAAGCUCAAGACCAAUCUACAAAGGAAAAGAAUUAUUCAUUUUAUCACUGAUUUCAAUCAAAGAGAACUCCAGAUUAAACGUUUUGGCACAAAAGUUUUAAAGCAGACUCUUGAAGUAUCUUGUCCAGAUACUCGGCAAACCAAUAUUAAAAUCCGAAACAAUGUUAGAGGUGCCCUUAUUUUUUUUACAAAGCGGUUUUUCAAGACAUUCUUGGCAUACUCGAUAAAGUUCAGAUCAUAG